AUGUCGAGCCGUCCUACCGUUGGAAUCGUCGGCGCUGAUGGCGCCAGCAGCGGCAAGACUCUGUCACUGCCAGCUGUCUUCAGCUCCCCAAUCCGUCCCGAUAUUGUUCAGAGUGUUCACUCCGGAAUUGCAAAGAAUAAGAGACAGCCAUAUGCCGUGAGCGAGAAAGCAGGCGAGCAGACAUCAGCAGAAUCAUGGGGAACUGGUCGUGCCGUCGCACGUAUUCCUCGUGUCUCUGGUGGCGGUACUCAUCGAGCUGGUCAAGCUGCCUUCGGUAACCAGUGUCGAUCUGGUCGUAUGUUUGCACCGACCAAGGUCUGGAGAAAGUGGCAUCAGAAGGUCAACGUGGGUCAGCGCCGAUUUGCAACCGCAUCUGCUAUCGCAGCCAGCGCCGUCCCUGCUCUCCUCUUGGCUCGUGGACAUCGCAUCUCCACCGUCCCAGAAGUCCCCCUCGUCAUUUCCAGCAAGGCAUUCGAAGGUGCUGCACUCGUCAAGACAUCUGCUGCAGCUGCUCUAUUGAAGGCUGUCGGUGCCGGCCCAGAUAUCGUCAAGGUUCAGAAGUCCCGAAAGCUUCGUGCUGGAAAGGGUAAACUGAGAAACCGACGCUACCGCCAACGCCGUGGUCCUCUGGUGGUUUACAACCCAGAGACCGAUGGCAAGGAGCUCCAGCGUGCUUUCCGCAACAUCCCCGGUGUCGAAACGUCCUCCGUGUUCGCGUUGAACCUCCUUCAACUCGCCCCCGGUGGCCAUCUCGGCCGCUUCAUCAUCUGGACAUCUGGUGCCUUUGAGGCCUUGGAUACCAUCUAUGGCUCCACCACUGAAGCAUCCGCCUUGAAGAAAGACUUCCUUCUCCCUUCUAACGUGGUCUCCAAUGCCGACAUCACCCGCCUCAUCAACAGCUCCGAAGUCCAAUCCGUGCUCAACGAGCCUAAGGGGUAUGCUACUACCAAGCGGACGGGCGUCCAGAAGAAGAACCCUCUACGCAACAGACAGGUUCUCCUUCGUCUCAACCCGUACGCUGCUCAAUACACCAAGGACAAGUUGGGCCAGAAGGGAACCGGAGACGACAAGAAGCCUAAGCGCGCAAGUGCGAAGUUCAUGGAGGUCUUGCAUGAGAACUAG
Exophiala aquamarina CBS 119918 is the source of this 1122-nucleotide messenger RNA. RefSeq names its product large subunit ribosomal protein L4e. The record is from RefSeq and is a predicted model, not a curated record. Gene Ontology annotation, molecular function: RNA binding; structural constituent of ribosome. NCBI's taxonomy places the organism in Eukaryota, Fungi, Ascomycota, Eurotiomycetes, Chaetothyriales, Herpotrichiellaceae. The coding region runs from base 1 to 1122 and encodes 373 amino acids. The transcript has 4 exons. Gene Ontology annotation, biological process: translation. Gene Ontology annotation, cellular component: cytosolic large ribosomal subunit; ribosome.